Molecule: messenger RNA, 2948 nt
Organism: Phragmites australis (common reed)
Lineage: Eukaryota; Viridiplantae; Streptophyta; Magnoliopsida; Poales; Poaceae
Product: putative receptor protein kinase ZmPK1
Exons: 1
Coding region: 255-2645 (796 amino acids)
Biological process (GO): protein phosphorylation; recognition of pollen
Molecular function (GO): ATP binding; protein serine/threonine kinase activity
Source: RefSeq, a predicted model, not a curated record
GAAAUUUUUUUGUAUAUGGCAGAUGCUCAAUAAGGACACCUCACACGAGUAAAGUAAUACUGUAGAUGCUCAUAGUAUAUCUGCAGAACCAGACGAAUUUAACUUCGGUGGCGUCUUCCAGUCGAAACCGAUGGGUAGUUGGACACAACAGUGGCAAAACAGGCUGGAAUUAUUGAAGAGCCCCACUGGGCACAAGCCUACAUUAAGAAGCCGAAUCUCUUUCUUCCCGUCAUCACCCUCAAGAACCAGAAAAUAUGGCAGACAGUAAGCACAGGUUCCUCUAUCCAAUCUUUCUUUCCUUCCUCUCGGUUUUGUUGUGCUCUCGUGCAUCCCCAUGGCAGACCAUUAGCACAGAUUCAUCCAUGCAAGCAGAUCACGGGGAGAUCUUCCUCGUCUCUCCAGACACGACCUUCUCCUGCGGCUUCUACUCAUCUGGAGAAGGCACAAACGCCUGUUACUUCUCCAUCUGGUUCACCCAUGCCGCUGACAAGACUGUUGUCUGGACAGCAAACCCUGGCUCUCCGGUAAAUAGCCAUGGCUCCAAGAUCUCCUUGAACCGCGAAGGUAACUUGCUCCUUACAGAUGUCAAUGGCUCCACAGUGUGGGAGAGCAGGACAAGUUGGGGAAAGCACACCACAGUAGCUCUCCUCAACAGCGGCAACCUUGUGGUCAGGGCCUCCACUGAUAAGGUAGUAUGGCAGAGCUUCGAUUCACCGACUGACACCUUGCUUCCUUCACAGCGUCUGACAAGAGAAUCGAGGUUGGUCUCUCAAUCUGGCUAUCAUCUCCUCUAUUUCGACAAUGACAACGUCUUACGGCUCCUGUAUAAUGGACCAGACAUCACAAGCAUAUACUGGCCAAGUCCAGAUUACAAUGCGCUGCAAAAUGGCCGGACUAGAUUCAACAGCAGCAAGAUAGCAGUUCUGGAUGACAAGGGCAAUUUCCUGUCAAGCGAUGGAUUCAGAAUGACAGCUUCAGAUUCAGGAUUCGGGAUCAAGAGAAGGAUCACCAUCGAUUAUGAUGGCAACUUCAGAAUGUACAGCUUGAAUGCAUCAAAUGGUAACUGGACUGUCACAGGGGAGGCUGUACAGCAGAUGUGCUAUGUGCAUGGGUUAUGUGGAAUAAAUGGAAUUUGUGAGUACUCACAGUCACAGGGUCUCAGAUGCACUUGUCCUCCAGGAUACGAGAUGACUGAUCCGAAGAACUGGAAUAAAGGAUGCAGGCCAACAUUCAGCGUCAGCUGUGGGCAACCACGAGGGGAUUUUACAUUCAUCAAGAUUUCCCAUGGUGACUUUUAUGGCUUUGACCUGAGUUCAAACAAGUCAAUCUCACUCAAAGAAUGCAUGCAGAUAUGCUUGGACAGCUGCUUGUGCUUAUCUUACACAUACAAAGCUGGAGAUGGUCUAUGUUACACUAAAGAUCGGCAGUACAAUGGCCAGGUUUAUCCAUAUUUUCCCGGAGACAACUAUAUCAAACUUCCUAAGAAGGUCGCUUCAACAUCUUCGGCCUCCAAACAUUCUGGUCUUACCUGCAGCCCAAAGAAUGACAAGAUUAUGAUAGUAUCCGAAGAUGCAUACAUGAAAAAUUCUGACAACAUAAACUGGAUAUACUUCUAUGUCUUUGCUGCUAUAUUAGGGGCGAUUGAGCUGCUUUUCAUCCUAACAGGGUGGUACUUUCUUUUCAAAAUGUAUGACAUACCCAAGUCGAUGGAGGAAGGUUACAGAAUGAUAACAAGCCAGUUCAGGAGAUUUACAUACCGUGAGUUGGUGGAAGCAACAGGUAAAUUUAAAGAAGAACUAGGAAAAGGUGGCAGUGGUACAGUUUACAGAGGAAUACUUGGAGACAAGAGGGUGGUGGCAGUAAAGAAGCUUACACAUGUUAGACAAGGUGAAGAGGAAUUUUGGGCAGAAGUGACUUUAAUUGGGAGGAUCAAUCAUAUAAAUCUGGUCAGAAUGUGGGGAUUUUGCUCAGAAGGCAAACAUAGGUUAUUAGUGUAUGAGUAUGUGGAAAACAAGUCAUUGGACAAGUACCUUUUUUAUGACAGGGGCACUGAAAGAUUGCUAUCAUGGAGCCAACGAUUCAAGAUUGCCUUGGGAACAGCAAGAGGCCUUGCUUACCUCCAUCAUGAAUGUCUGGAAUGGGUUGUCCAUUGUGAUGUAAAACCAGAAAACAUACUGCUGACCCGAGAUUUCGAAGGCAAGAUAGCAGACUUUGGACUGUCCAAGCUUUCAAAGAGAAGCAGUUCUAGCUUCAGUUUCACUCAUAUGAGAGGCACAAUGGGCUACAUGGCACCAGAAUGGGCAAUGAAUUUGCCUAUCAAUGCAAAGGUCGAUGUUUACAGCUACGGAGUUGUGCUUCUGGAGAUUGUGACUGGGAGCAGGGUUUCUAGUGGGAUAACAAUAGAUGAAGAAGAGAUGGACUUCAUGCAGUUUGUUCAGGAAGUUAAACAGAGGCUCGUUAGGGAGGAUGACCUGGAUAUAGUGGAUGCUAGACUCAAAGGGCGUUUCAAUCAUGAGCAAGCAACGAUGAUGGUGAAAAUAGCUGUUUCAUGUCUUGAAGAAAGAAGCAAAAGGCCAACAAUGGAUCAAAUUGCAAAAGACCUCAUGGUGUACGAUGAUGAAGAUAAUCACCCAGCAUACUUUUGAUGACCUAUAUCCAAAAGAACUAGAAGCAAGAAUACAGACUGAAAAGUCCUAGUGAAUUGCCCACGCCACUCUUAGAGUGAAUUGCCCACACAACUCUUAAAAGAGAAACAGCAAUGUCAUUUUGUAUAUAAUGUUCCUUACCAUAUGAAGUGGAAACAUUAGAAGUAUUCUUCAGAUUUUCUACUUGCUUUUUUUAUGAAAUCGUGUUUGGCAUCCUGAGGGGCUCGUAUAGAAUACCUUAUGUGAAGAGCUGUAAACAUUUCUUUAUGUAUGUGCGAUAAGUCCUUUUAUGCCAUUUUGUCA